This is a messenger RNA of Nymphaea colorata (pocket water lily), 3776 nucleotides long. RefSeq names its product FT-interacting protein 3-like. The transcript has a single exon. The record is from RefSeq and is a predicted model, not a curated record. The coding region runs from base 482 to 3529 and encodes 1015 amino acids. NCBI's taxonomy places the organism in Eukaryota, Viridiplantae, Streptophyta, Magnoliopsida, Nymphaeales, Nymphaeaceae.
CAAGUCAUACAUCACUGGACAGAAUCCAGCCUUUAGCUCUCUCUGUCUCCUGAUUCAGUUUUGAGGAGACAGAGGGUAGCGUGGUCACUUUACAGAAAGAAAAGCAACUAGUCAAUGUGGCUUGAGUCGACCGCCAAAGGAAUUUGUCUCUGCGGAGUCUGCUCUCCCCCUCGUCCUCCCUGAGAUCCUCUUUCCUUCCAAAGCAAAUCCCUCCUCCAUGGAACACGUUACCAACGCCACCGUUUCCUUUCCCUCUUUAAAAAAUCUUAAAAGAGCGCAUCAUCUAAUGCCACCUUAUAAAUAUCGUUUAUUUUAGAGAGAUACUCUGGCAGAUACUGCACGCGUUCGUCCCCUUCUUCUGCCUCCUUGCAGACCGACGUCCCUGUUUCCUCUCUCCUUUUUACCGGUUUCAGUUUUUCCCUCUUCAUUCUCUCUCUGUCCCUCGCUGGUUCAUGGUGUCUCCAAGAAGAAGAAGAAGAAGAUGAUGAUGAUGAGCAAAGAGAAGCUAAUAGUAGAGGUGGUGGCUGCGCACAACCUCAUGCCAAAAGAUGGGGAAGGGUCGUCGAGCCCAUUUGUGGAGGUGGAGUUCGAGAACCAGAGGCUGAGGACUCAGUCGAAGCACAAGGACCUUAACCCGGUGUGGAACGAGAGGUUGGUGUUCAACGUGAGCGACCUUAUGGACCUUCCCUACCGCACUAUCGAGGUGAACGUCUUCAACGAAAAGAAGUCCGGCAACAACCGGAACUUCCUCGGCAAGGUCAGGGUGCCGGGCUCGUCGGUCGCCCGGCGCGGCGAGGAGAUUCCCCAGCUUUUUACUCUAGAGAAGCGCAGCCUCUUCUCCCACAUCAAGGGCGAGAUCAGCCUCAAGAUGUAUUACGAAGAAGGUAGCGGUGGUGGCGCCGCGGCCCUUAAGGGGCUGAGCUCUGCUUCCUCCACUGUCUGCAUCGACGAGAAGAAGGCCGCGGCGAAGCGUGACAUGAGCACGGGGGCCACGGCUAACCACCAUGUGGAGCAACCUAAGCAGCAGAAGCAAGAUGAGAAGGGGAAGCACGUCGAGCUGCCGAAGCAGCCGGACGUGAUCAAGCCUACCAUCAUCAUCACCGGAGGAGGUGGUGGGGAGCUCCACCCGUCGGCUGGCUCCGCCGGGUCCUGGCUUCAGAAUGACUAUGGCCUGAAGGAGACAAACCCUCACCUUGGCGGUGUUGGUCCUGCAGUUGCGGCUGCUGCUGCUGCUUCUGGUAUCAGCGGCAAUGCUACCUCCACCGCCGCCGGCGGUGGCGGUACGGGUGGAAAUAUUGGUGGUUUUGGUAGGGAGAAAACUGGUUGGGCAUAUGAUUUGGUGGAGCAGAUGCAGUACCUCUAUGUUCGUGUCGUAAAGGCUCGUGAGCUUGGAGUUGGCUCUGAUGCCCUUGUGGAAGUAAAGGUUGGGAACUACAGAGGGAUCACCAAGCAGGUUGAGAAGAGAAGCAACCCAGAAUGGGAUCAAGUUUUUGCCUUUUCAAAGGAUUGCAUUCAGUCUUCUGUUGUGGAGGUGAUGGUGAAGGACAAGGAUGAGUUUCUAGGGAGGGUGAUCUUUGACCUCAGUGAGGUGCCAGUUAGGGUCCCUCCAGAUAGCCCCUUAGCACCACAAUGGUACAGAAUGGAGGACAAGAAAGGUGAGAGCAAGGUCAAGGGAGAGGUCAUGGUAUCAGUGUGGAUGGGCACCCAAGCAGAUGAAGCCUUUUCUGAAGCAUGGCACUCCAAGGCAGCAAGCGUACCGAGUGAGGGCCUAAACACCAUCAAGUCUAAGGUAUACCUCUCCCCUAAACUGUGGUACUUAAGGGUUACCGUCCUAGAGGCUCAAGACUUGUUCCCCACUGAUAAAGGUAGGUUCCCGGAGUUGAGUGUUAAGGUGCAGGUUGGGAGUCAGGUGUUGCGGACCCGGAGUGCUACCGCUAGGAGUGUGGUGAAUCCCAGUUGGAAUGAGGACCUCAUGUUUGUAGUUGCUGAACCAUUUGAGGACUACGUCAUGUUGGUAGUUGAAGAUAGGGUGGUACCCAGCAAAGAAGAGAUUUUGGGACGGCUUGUAGUGCCUUUGGGCUCCAUAGAGAGAAGGUUGGAUGACAAGUCGGGGACUUCAAGGUGGUUCAAUCUUGAUAGGCACCAUGGUCUCUCUGAAGUCCUAACGAAAAGCUCUAGAUUUGGCAGUAGGAUUCAUUUAAAAAUGUGUCUUGAAGGAGGGUACCAUGUAUUAGAUGAGUCCACAUUGUAUAGUAGUGACCUAAGGCCAACUGCCAAGCAACUAUGGAAACCAAAUAUUGGGGUGCUUGAGAUUGGUAUUCUUGGCGCCAAUGGCCUUCUGCCCAUGAAACUCAAGGAUGGUAGGGGCACAACUGAUGCCUACUGUGUAGCAAAGUAUGGACAGAAGUGGGUUAGAACCAGGACUGUGGUUGAUAGCGUGUGCCCUAAAUGGAAUGAGCAGUACACUUGGGAAGUCUUUGAUCCUUGUACCGUGAUAACUAUUGGUGUUUUUGAUAAUUGCCAUUUAGAUAAAGGAGGAGGAGGGAGAGACCUGAGAGUCGGUAAAGUGAGGAUUAGGCUCUCUACUUUGGAAUGUGACCGUGUGUAUACUCAUGCUUACCCUCUGCUGGUGCUGCACCCUUCCGGUGUGAAGAAGAUGGGUGAGCUCCACCUUGCUCUCCGCUUCUCAUGCUCCUCCAUGGCCAACAUGCUUCACAUUUACUCUUGGCCAUUGCUGCCCAAGAUGCAUUAUACGCACCCGCUUUCGGUUAGCCAGCUUGAGAGCCUAAGGUACCAGGCCAUGACCAUUGUAGCCAUGAGGCUGAACAGAGCUGAACCGCCUCUGCACAAGGAAGUUGUGGAGUACAUGCUCGACAUAGAUUCUCAUGUGUGGAGCAUGAGGCGGAGCAAAGCGAAUUUUUUCCGGCUGGUGACGGUUCUGUCCGGAUUCGUGUCCGUCGGACGGUGGAUCGAAUCGGUCUGCAGCUGGAGGAAACCGGUGGUCUCCGUGUUGGUGAUGGUUCUGUUCUUGAUCUUCGUAUGCUACCCGGAGCUCAUACUGCCCACCCUGCUGCUGUACAUGUUCGCCAUCGGCAUCUGGCGGUACCGGCAGCGGCCACGGCAGCCACCGCACAUGGACACCCGGCUGUCGCACGCCGAAUCGGUGUUUCCCGACGAAUUGGAUGAGGAAUUCGACACAUUUCCGACGAGCCGGGGCGCAGACGUGCUCAGGAUGAGGUACGACCGGCUGCGCAGCGUCGCCGGUCGAGUGCAGACGGUGGUGGGUGAUGUGGCCACGCAGGGGGAGAGGGUGCAGGCGCUGUUGAGCUGGAGGGACCCGAGGGCCACCUUCCUGUUUGUGAUCAUGUGCUUGGUGGGUGCGGUUGGGUUCUACGCCGUGCCGUUUCAGGUGGUGGUGGCGUGCGCCGGAGUGUACAUGAUGCGGCCCCCCAGGUUCAGGAGCAGGCUGCCUUCGCCGGCCCUCAGCUUCUUUAGAAGGCUGCCUGCUCGUGCAGAUGCCCUUCUUUAGCAGUAGAAAAGCGAUGCUUUCCCAGCUAAAUAUUGUCUUUUAGUUCUCUCUUUUCUUGUUCUGUCACUCUUAAGCUUUGUAGUUCUUUUGCCUUUUUGGGUACGAGACCUGUAGUUCAGUGUUGGUGGUAUGGUGGAGAGGGAAGUUUUGAAUUUUGAUGCUGUAAAAAAAUGGUUAUGAUAUUGUUUGUACUGGGUUUCGACUGACUGGAAUGAAUCAAUGAUCAUGGUCUUGACGGUGAUGAUGA